UGGUUUCACAGUUCAUGAUGGAGUUACAAGGGCUGAAGACCGUGGAUGGGGAGGACCCACCGAGGAUACUUCAUCUCAAUCCGCGUUUGAAAGGGGAUUGGAGUGGAAGGCCAGUGAUUGAGCAGAACACGUGUUACCGGAUGCAAUGGGGAGCUGCAAUGAGGUGUGAUGGAUUAAUGUCCAAGGCUGAUGAGGAGACCGUUGAUGGGCAGGUGAAAUGUGAGAAGUGGAUUCGCGAUGAUGAUAAUCGCUCUGAGGAAUCAAAGGCCACAUGGUGGAUAAAUAGGCUGAUUGGCAGGACAAAGAAGAAGGUUUCAAUUGACUGGCCCUACCCCUUCGCAGAGAACAAACUGUUUGUACUGACUGUCAGUGCCGGGCUGGAAGGUUAUCAUAUCCAAGUAGACGGGAGGCAUGUUUCUUCAUUCCCAUAUCGCACUGGGUUUACUCUUGAGGAUGCAACAGGAUUAUCACUGAAGGGGGAUGUCGAUGUGCAUUCCAUAUUUGUGGGUUCCUUACCCUCAACACAUCCAAGUUUUGCUCCUCAGAGGCACUUGGAAAUGUUGCCAAGAUGGCGGGCCCCGCCUUUUCCCGUGGGACCCGUGGAACUCUUUAUUGGAAUCCUUUCUGCUGGCAAUCAUUUUGCUGAGCGCAUGGCUGUGAGAAAAUCAUGGAUGCAGCAUGCAUCAAUUAGGUCUUUGCAUGUCGUUGCCCGCUUUUUCGUUGCAAUGCACAGAAGACAAGAAAUAAAUAUGGAACUUAUGAAGGAAGCGGACUUUUUUGGAGAUAUUGUUAUAGUGCCGUACCUGGAUAAUUACGACCUCGUGGUAUUGAAAACAGUGGCAAUCUGCGAAUAUGGGGUCCGUACAGUGGCUUCAAAGUAUAUAAUGAAGUGUGAUGAUGAUACAUUUGUAAGGAUAGAUGCUGUCAUGAAUGAAGUUAAGAAAGUUCGUCACGGUAGAAGCCUUUAUGUUGGAAACAUUAAUUACUACCAUAAGCCGCUUCGCCAUGGUAAAUGGGCAGUCACCUAUGAGGAAUGGCCAGAAGAAGAUUAUCCACCCUAUGCAAACGGGCCUGGAUAUGUCAUCUCGACUGACAUUGCACAAUCUAUAGUCUCUGAUUUUGAGCAACACAAGUUGAGGCUGUUCAAGAUGGAAGACGUGAGCAUGGGAAUGUGGGUGGAGAGGUUGAACAACACGAGGAAGACAGGGGUGGAGUAUGUCCACAGCUUGAAGUUCUGUCAGUUUGGAUGCAUAGAAGAUUAUACCACCGCUCAUUAUCAAUCUCCAAAGCAAAUGAUUUGUCUUUGGGGUAAACUACAGAGUCAAGGUAAAGCCUACUGCUGCAAUGUUAGAUGACAGACAGAUACACAUUUUUGUGCCUUUGUAAAUAUAGUUUGAUUAAGAAGAUCGUUAGUUAGCAACUCACGUCCAUUCAUUCUUUGAACCUGCUAUUUAUUCUUUGUUUCACCUUUUUGGUUGGUCCCCAUAUUCUAUUGUUUGUUGCCUGUUUAGAUUGGUUAAGGGUGCACAUUUAUUACUACCUAUGUCCCAUAAUUAACUUCUCAGUUAACUAUUAAGGUCAAACUUUGUUAACUUUGAUGCUUAAUUAUUUAAAACAUACAUUAUAAUAUUAAAUUACUUUUGCAUUAGUUGUUCAUACAUAUCAUUGAACUGUUAAUUUAUUAUAAAUUUCAUAAGCACAUAUUUUUGAAUAAUAUUGAUCAACAUUAACCAAGUUUGACCUCAAAAGUCAAACUUAGAAGUUAGUUUUGGGACGAAGGAAGUACGUAAUUGUUGUUGUUGUUGUGGUUAAUAUUACUCCGUAUUAUAUUACUACUAUGGUUGUUAUUACUA
This is a messenger RNA of Cuscuta epithymum, 1853 nucleotides long. The record is from the annotation of a GenBank genome assembly. NCBI's taxonomy places the organism in Eukaryota, Viridiplantae, Streptophyta, Magnoliopsida, Solanales, Convolvulaceae.